AUGUCUCUCGUCCGUCUGGGGCCACUCCAAGCGGGGCUCCGAAGCUUUCGGCCAAGCCCAUCUCUCACGACGCCCUCGAAGUCUAUCCAAUCGUUCAAUCUGAGCGGAUCGACGCUGGGCUUCGGCUCGCGGACCUUUUAUGGUUCCGCUCGCCAGCGCGGCACUGGGCCUAUGGGCGGCUCGUCCUCCGCCGGCCCCUUCCCGGGCCGCGGUCACGCCCUCCUGGCCGCCGCCCUCGGCAUGGGCGCCCUGGCUUCCGGCGCAACCGUCUAUGCACUCGAGACCGCCGAGCUCUCCAGCGACCCUCUCGCGGCCCUCGCCCCGGAUGCCCUCAGGCUCAGGGCCGCCCAUGUCGCACAGAAACAUUCCCCCGACCUCAUCCGCAGCUAUCUCACACUGCUCCUGUGUGAGAUCCCCGGCGUGGCUACUUACGGCCCCGUUGUACUCAACCAGUUCAUCUCCCUCAGAGAUAAUGUACCUCUCAUUGGCCCCGCCGCUUGGUCAAUCGUCGAAUGGUACACAGGUGGAGAGUCAGCCGAAGAGUGUCAGCCGGUGAUGGAGGCCUUGUAUGGUGGGAAUGUCGGCUCCCUGUUGAACUACUCAGUCGAGGCAUUGGAGCGGGUGGGGAAAGCGGAGCAAGGUAGCGGGUUGAGCAAGGAGAGUAUAGAGGCGAUCUCGCGCACGGUCGAGUCAUUAGCGGAGUACGAGUUGAGGCAUAACGAGUAUGCGGCGGGCUCGGCACGGAUGAAGCCGAGUGCGGUGGCCAUCAAGGUUUCCGGGCUCGUCGGAGACCCCUAUCUCUUCAAGCGGGCUUCCGAGAACCUCCAGGCUAACGGCCUCUCGCCCUUCCGCAUCCACGGCUCGCCCUUCCCCAACGUCCAGUCCGGCACGCCCGAUCCCCUCUCCCCCGCUGAUCAUAUCACCCUUGACGGAUUGAUGGCUAGCCUCAGGGACAUCUGUCAGAAGGCUAAAGCGGCCGACAUUGUCCUCAUGAUUGAUGCCGAAUACAGCUGGUUUCAGCCUGCGCUGGACAGAAUAGCUACCUUCCUCUCCGCCGAAUUCAACAAAGUAGAAUCCAGGCGGUCCGGAUCGGAGGGCUACUCGCCGACGGUCUUCAACACCUUCCAGGCGCUGCUACGGUCGACCCCCGAACGGCUGGCCGAGUAUAUCGACGAGGCACACCAACGGGACUUCUCAGUGGGCGUGAAGUUGGUCCGGGGAGCCUACCUAGUCUCGGAGACGGCGCGGUGGCGGGAGGCGCAUGCCGCCGGCCGGCCCGGUGUGCCCGACCACCCGCCCGUCUGGGCCUCCAAGGCCGAAACUGACCGCUGCUUCGACGACAUCGCCGCCAGCCUGGUCCAACAGCUGGCAAGCAACGCCCGUCGUGCCGAGGGAAUCUCCUCCCACCCCAAAAAAACAUCCCCUCCCAGCUCCAUCGAGGUCGCCAUGAUGAUUGCCGGGCACAACUCGCAUUCGGCAGCUAAGGUUCUCAAACAGCUCAGAGACGAAGAGGGUCUCGCUAAGAAUGUCGAUAGCCAGAGUAUCCGUCUAUCGGAUAGCUUGAGAGGCAGACUGAUGUUUGCGCAACUCUAUGGCAUGGCUGACAACUUCACUUCAACCUUGACUCAAAUCCUGGCCCCGAGCGACGCUGGACAAAGACACCCGCAGCCAUUUGUGUUCAAGUAUCUUCCGUUCGGUCCCGUGGACAAGGUGUUGCCCUAUCUCGCGCGUCGGGCGGAGGAAAACUCGGCAAUCCUCGAGGUCCAAGACGGAGAAUCCGUCCUAAGUCUUGAACGCAAGCUCAUUGGCAAGGAGAUCCGCAAACGACUCGGCUCCCUAUUCUACCUAUCAUAA
Puccinia triticina is the source of this 1854-nucleotide messenger RNA. RefSeq lists its product as uncharacterized. Gene Ontology annotation, cellular component: mitochondrion. Gene Ontology annotation, molecular function: FAD binding; proline dehydrogenase activity. The record is from RefSeq and is a predicted model, not a curated record. Lineage: Eukaryota; Fungi; Basidiomycota; Pucciniomycetes; Pucciniales; Pucciniaceae. The coding region runs from base 1 to 1854 and encodes 617 amino acids. The transcript is spliced from 6 exons.